This is a messenger RNA of Aspergillus fumigatus Af293, 468 nucleotides long. RefSeq lists its product as uncharacterized. The transcript is spliced from 2 exons. The coding region runs from base 1 to 468 and encodes 155 amino acids. NCBI's taxonomy places the organism in Eukaryota, Fungi, Ascomycota, Eurotiomycetes, Eurotiales, Aspergillaceae. The record is from RefSeq and is a predicted model, not a curated record.
AUGGAUGAAAACGAUCUUUGUACAUUGGCACCCAUCAGACCAUGGCCAUCUCCGGAGUCCGUGAUCCAAACCUGGCUUGAUAGAUCGCACAUCACGCCUAACAACUGCAUUGACGCAGGUAUUAUACAAGGAUCGGUCUUGACUCUAUUUGGCCCCGGUGAUCCUCCCCACAAGCUCCCUCUCAUCUUGACAGUUGCGGCAACUGGUCAGGUUACUCUGUCGGCCGUCGGUACCUUCGUUUCAUUCGGUCAGCACUUCAUAAUCGGAUUGAUGGUUGCCCCUGCCCCAAAGAGCAACUCUGCCGUAACUAUCAAGAGGGAGAGCACGGAGUCUUCUUUGUACUACUCCACAGACAGAAUUGCCCGGCCAAUGUUCCACAAGGCCGAAAACGAAUUGACCGAGUACUGGGCUCAGGCUCACUGCCCUCGGAUAGACCAGUCAGUAAAGCUGUCCAGUUGCAUGAUGUAA